Messenger RNA from Tupaia belangeri chinensis (Chinese tree shrew), 3340 nucleotides. RefSeq names its product Ly6/neurotoxin 1 (gene LYNX1). The record is from RefSeq and is a predicted model, not a curated record. The transcript is spliced from 4 exons. Gene Ontology annotation, cellular component: plasma membrane. NCBI's taxonomy places the organism in Eukaryota, Metazoa, Chordata, Mammalia, Scandentia, Tupaiidae. The coding region runs from base 270 to 620 and encodes 116 amino acids.
UGGGCAGUACCUGACCUCUGAUGGAGCUCCGGGCUGCCUGGGCAGCCCCUGCGGUGGGAGGACUGAGACCUGAGAGCCCCAGGAGAGGUGACCCACACAGGGACACUCCAGGAGCAAAGGGGAGGAGCCGUGAGAAGAGACCCAGCAUGCAGCAUCCCCAGUAAACCAGGACCUCGGGAAGGUGGGGGCUGUCUGGCUCCCUCGUGCCCUGCCUGGGCCCUGCCCAAGCUGAACCUAGGAGCAGCUGCUGUCCGUCUUCCCUGCUCCCCAUGGCGCCGCUACUUGCCCUGUUCCUGAUGGCCCUAGUGGGCCUGCCUCUAGCGCAGGCUCUGGACUGCCACGUGUGUACCUACAACGGGGAGAACUGCUUCAACCCCAUGCGCUGCCCGGCCAUGGUCUCCUACUGCAUGACCACGCGCACCUAUUAUACUCCAACCAAGAUGAAAGUGAGCAAGUCUUGCGUGCCCAGCUGCUUCGAGACCGUGUACGAUGGCUACUCCAAGCACGCAUCCACCACGGCCUGCUGCCAGUACGACCUCUGCAACGGCGCUGGCCUCACUGCCCCCAGGCCCCUGGGCCUGGCUCCCGUACUCCUGGCCACCUUCUGGCGUCUGCUCUGAAGCUCUGGGCCCCAGCAGAUGCGUUGAGGCCCAGCACUCAAGAGACCCAGCCUGCACACCCUCCCCUGCACACCACACUGCGCUUCGGCCUCCCACCCCUCAGCCACACCCAGGGCCCAGGACUGUCUGUAGGAGGACUCCUGACUGCCACCCCGGGCGCCUCCCUCAGGGCUGUGACCUUCUGUUUCCCGAAAGACUGGUGGGGCCCAGACCUCCUAGAAGCUCUGGCCUUGGUGGUGAACUCGCUGCACCCCAUCCAGGGGUAGGGCACCUGGCAGAAUGCUGUUUGGGGAGGGAGGAGGCAUCGGGGCCCAGUGAUACUCAUGUGAUGCUAAGUGUGGCCAGCCCCUCUCUGGGCAGCUCCAGAGGGAGGUCCUUCCUGAGCUGCCCAUGGGUGUGCCACGGGAGGAGCCGUCCUGGGAGGAAGGGCGCUCUCUUCCUGGCAGAGCUUCCUCUGUCCUCUGCUGAGGCCAGGGACUGCCCAGGGCAGGGUCGGAUGAGAGCCAGUCUGUCCCAGAAUACCCACCAGCCUUGGCUUCAAUAGGCCCCAAAAGCCUCUGAGACCUCACAGACUUCUCCAGGUCAACCAAGGGGUCCCUGCCCUCUCACUUGGCCAAAUCCCUUGACUGUCCCCUCCCCCCACCUACUGGCACUGAAUGGGUGUCCUGAGCCUCAGGACAGCGGGGACGUGGGGACAGGUGGGCUGUGCUAUAUUUGGGACAGUCUGAGCUCUGACCAGGGCCAGGGCUAUUCUGGGCAGGGAAAGAAGAGGGCCAGGAGGCCUGGGGGGUGGGACAGAUGAGAGGGUACAGGGGCGCAUCACAGGUCAGGCCUCCAGGGAGGAGCAGGCAGAUGCUGGGGUGUGGGGGACAAGGCCGUGGGUCAGACUGCUGGAGGGGAGUGGGACAGAUGCGGGGGUUCCGGGGACGCAGCCACGGGUCAGGCCACCUGGGGUGGGGUGGUGCCCUCCUGUGGAUGGAUGCUCAGGGCAGUGCGUUUGUGGGGGGAACAGAGGCUGCCAACCCCUGCGGUGGCCUUGGCACGGGCACCAGCCCAGGUCUAGCCUGAACCCCAUCUGUAAAUCCCAUGUGACGAGUGUGGCGGCUGGCCUGGGUCCACGCCUAGUCCGGAUGGUUCCAUGGCACUGCAGAGAGAGCCAGAGCUGCUGUGGGUUGAAGCACCAGGUCCUGGUGGCCCAAGGAGCGCUUGCCCCACAGGGAUGAGGCUGUGUGUCUGGCUGCCCACUCCUGGGGCUUCACAGCUGACUGGGCUCCUGCAGCUCCAGUAUCCACAGAGGCCUAUGGGCAGGGUGGGGGCAAAUGUCCAGGUGGCAGGACUGAUCCCAGCCCACAGCACAGCCCUUCUCUGGAGCCUGCCCAGGAAUGCUGGAGGGCUCUAGCCUAGCACAGGAGCUCAGGGUGGGGGUUUCCACCCAAAUAUCUUGCCAAGGACUAGGGAAAACACAGUGGGGAAACACAGUGGGGAGACCCAUGCUAACCUGACUGCUGCUCUUGGGGCAGGGCGGUUUUCUGGCCUCAUUGUCCCCAUCUGAUGACAGAAUGCUGGGGGCAAGGCCAAGGGCUCAGGUAGUUCCUGAGGAGGGUCCAGUGGAGACACAGAGGUGAGAAGGAGCUGCACACAGUGCAGGGGGCCUACCCACGUCCUUGUCUGUGGUCCAGCCAGGUAUGAACCCCACCCCAGGAGGCUGGGAGGAGCCAGGUGCUGCAGAGCAGAGCUCGCUGGACAGUGAGCAGGCCAGGCCAGGUAGAGGCCAUGGGUGCUGGUGCAGGCCAGGUCAGCAGGAAAGGCCCAGGAGCAGUUAGUAUUGUGCCGGCUCUCUCCCUCCCUCCCAUGUGUCCCAGUGGGGUGAUGAGGAAGAGGUCUGGGGGUCUGGGUGCUGGGCAGGAGAGCAAGGGCCACUUCUCGCACCUGCCUCCACACCCUCUGCCUGCCUCUCCCCACCUGACCCUGCAGACCAUACUGCCACCCCUCCUCUGCACCAAGAAGUACUCAAGGGGUGCUGGGCCAAGCCUCCAGGGGAGAGCCCUGCAGGGUGGGGGACCAGAGCAGCGGCCCCAUUACCUCACCCCGACUGGACAAUGGUGGUGGCCAACCUGCCCAUGCGCCCCAGAACAUAGAGGCCCUCAUCCCGCCUUUGACCCCAGAGGAAGCAGGCAGAGAGGUGACAAGGUUGCCUUCAGGCAGGCCAGACUCCCUGCAUCACCCCUGCCCCACGGUGCAAUCCCUUCUUCCACCAGCUGGGGCUCCUUGGAGGCCCAGGAGGAAAAGGUGGGCUUAGAAACUUAAGAGGACUCUGGCCUGUUAAGCAAUCAUGAGCUUAGGGUUGGGAAGGUUUAGAAGAGAAGUUGGAACCAGGGGCCUGAACUGUGGGGGCUGGAAUCAGGGCGACUGGCCUGUGCCUAGGUGGAGGGGAGCCGGGGGUGGGGUGGCUGAGAGCCGCCAGGCAGCAGGGGCCGACCCCUCGCCUGCCUGCAUCAGGACCGGACUGGGUGUGCCCGUGCGAAGGGUCUCUCCAGCAGAAAUAGGAACACUCAGCGAGGACAAGUGCCGAGGGUUGCUCAGUGCAGCCUAUUGCGGAGCCUCGUCUGGAAGCUCCGCGUGUCUGCAGGAGCAGCUGCCAAGGUGCGCCGUGGGCUGUGGGGCUGGCUCUGCGUGCUCAGGUGCCAUGGCCAAGUCUACGUGGAGUCCAGUGACGCCCA